Messenger RNA from Funneliformis geosporum, 248 nucleotides. The record is from the annotation of a GenBank genome assembly. Lineage: Eukaryota; Fungi; Glomeromycota; Glomeromycetes; Glomerales; Glomeraceae.
AAUUUGCUAAAAUUAAGGAUGUAAUUGAAGUACGUGGAUACAGAAUGUCUAGCAUUUGUAGCAGAUGGAUACUUCCAGAUACAAAGGAUAUCACCUUCAAAAAUGAUGCCCUGAAAAUUAUGAUAGCGAAUCUUGACAUUGAUAUUAGGGCGAGAUCUGAUAGUGAAGGAGAAAGUAGGGAUUCCGAUAAUGCUAAACAUAUUGAUCAUGUAAAAGUUGAUAAUUUGAUCGAAACCUUGGAUAUCUAG